Molecule: messenger RNA, 4644 nt
Organism: Paramisgurnus dabryanus
Lineage: Eukaryota; Metazoa; Chordata; Actinopteri; Cypriniformes; Cobitidae
Gene: cab39
Product: calcium binding protein 39
Biological process (GO): intracellular signal transduction
Molecular function (GO): protein serine/threonine kinase activator activity
Source: RefSeq, a predicted model, not a curated record
UUGGUGCAGUGUUGAUGACUGUGGUUUGAAUGCACACACAUACAUACUCACAUACACACAAAUACAUACACGGUUAUCCGCACUAAACAGAGUGAGAAAUAACACUUUUUCCCGGAAUUACACCGCUGGUCGAUAGAAACGCCCGAAGGAAACCAAAAUAAGCUCGCUUUCUUUUUCCUGAUUAUCCUGGUAACCUGUUGCCAUGCCGUUCCCGUUUGUUAGGCCGCCCCACAAAUUACCGGUGGGCAUCGUAAAAAGCCUGAAGGACAGCAUGACCAUUCUGGAGAAACAGGACAUCUCGGACAAGAAGGCUGAGAAGGCCUCUGAAGAGGUGUCCAAAUGUCUUCUGGCUAUGAAGGAGAUUCUUUACGGCACUAAUGAGAAAGAACCACAGACUGAAGCCGUGGCCCAGCUGGCUCAGGAGCUUUAUAACAGCGGUCUGCUCAGUAUCCUCAUUGCAGAUCUGCAGCUCAUUGACUUUGAGGGAAAGAAAGAUGUAGCGCAGAUCUUUAACAAUAUUCUGAGACGACAGAUUGGCACACGGACACCCACUGUGGAAUACCUGUGCACUCAACAGAACAUAGUCUUCAUGCUGCUGAAAGGUUACGAGUCUCCAGAUAUCGCUCUGAACUGUGGCAUCAUGCUGAGGGAAUGCAUACGUCACGAGCCGCUGGCCAAGAUCACGCUAUCCUCCGAGCAGUUUUACGAUUUCUUCAGAUAUGUUGAGAUGUCCACCUUUGACAUCGCCUCGGAUGCAUUCGCCACUUUUAAAGAUUUGUUGACGAGACACAAACUGCUCAGCGCUGAGUUUUUGGAGCAGAACUAUGACAGGUUCUUUAGUGAAUAUGAGAAACUUCUUCACUCUGAAAAUUACGUCACCAAGAGGCAGUCGCUAAAGCUGUUGGGAGAGCUGCUUUUGGACAGACAUAAUUUCACCAUAAUGACGAAGUACAUAAGCAAACCAGAAAACCUCAAACUCAUGAUGAAUCUACUGAGAGAUAAGAGCCGCAACAUCCAGUUUGAGGCCUUUCAUGUUUUUAAGGUGUUUGUGGCCAACCCGAACAAGACCCAGCCGAUCCUGGACAUCCUGCUGAAGAACCAGACCAAGCUGAUCGAGUUCCUCACCAAGUUUCAGAGCGAUCGCACCGAGGACGAGCAGUUCAACGACGAGAAGACCUAUCUAAUCAAACAGAUCCGCGACCUCAAAAAGCCAACCCCACAGGAUGCCUGAGACACGCGAAUGUAUUCGACAGCAUAGAAAAUGUCUAGACGGUGUUUUAGGCAACGUCUGGACAAAGUUUGGCUUUCUGGGACUGGAAGUGGCCGCAGCACAGGCAUGUUUGAACAGAUUUGUGUUUUGCUGGAAGCGUCGCCCGCUUUUGCCAGACGGGUGAAAAAUUAUGGAGGACGGGAAGAGUCUUGCUUCGCUCGACAUGCGACCUCAACCCCCACAAUGUUUAUUCUCAUGGCUAAAAACACGGGCAAAUGAACUGUACGGACCGUUAUAGAUGCUGCUGCGUUAUUGCACAUACAGAAGUGGAGGGUUUUGUACGUUGCACACAAACUCGGAUGUCUCUUUAUGCUAAUUAACCUAAAUUACGUUGAUGGAGUUUAGUAUUGGAUAUUAAUGAAUUCAAGGAAUUUGAUAUGCGAAAGCGCUUAACGUAUCCUACAACAACUUUACACACACACUCCUUAUUUACUCAGUUAACUGGGGUUUAAAACAGGGAAACGUGGUGCACGCAUGAUGUUGUGCACAAGUUUGUGUGUUAAAGGGUUAAUCAUGCAUACAAGUUGCAUAGCCAGGGUGUACAUAGGUUUAUUCAUUUUUCUUUUUUUUGUUUUGGCUUAGAUUUCAUCGCCCACACAUUUGGCUGAAACGGUUAAAGAUUUUCACACGGCUUACUCAUUUUGAUCAUGUUGAUUGGGUGGUUUUGUUGAUGGUUAGUAUUGUGGCAAUGCCCUUGUAGAUGUCGACUCUGAUUUUUUCUCUCACGCUGUAGUAGUGAUGUCAUGGAAACUAACCUACAAUCUGUUUUCUGUGUAAUUCUUUACCACAAGUACUAGAUGUUCUAUUAUAACCAGUACCAAUGCUUUUUUACCAGUUUGAGUUUGAUCAGCAAACCAUUAACUUGCCUUGCAUUGAUCUCUUGUGAAUCUUACCAAAAGAUGUCCAGGGAAAAUUUCGCCCCAAAAUCAAAUAAUUAAAAGAAAGAUUAAACACUCUAAAGUAAGGUUGUAUUUGUUAACAUUAGUAAAUGCAUUAGCUAACAUGAACUAACCAUUUUUCAGCUUUUAAUGUUUAUUAAUGCCAAUUCAAUUGUUCAUAAUUGUAUAGUGUAUUAUAUACUAGUUUAAACAGUUAAACUUUAGAUUUUGAAAAUUAGUAAAUGCUAAAAUUAAAAAGAACUGAGAUUAAUAAAAGUUUAAUUCAUGUUAGCUAAUGUAUUAACUUAUGUUAACAAAUACAACCUUAUUGUGAAGUUCUACUAUUCAAUUUUAAAGGAAAACACCACCGUUUGUCAAUAUUUUACUAUGUUCUUACCUCAACUCAGACGAAUAAAUACAUACCUAUCUUUUUUCAAUGCGUGCACUUUUAAUCUUUGUACAGCGCUUUGUAAAUGUAUUAGCAUUUAGCCUAGCCCCAUUCAUUCCUAUGGUUCCAAACAAAAGUUUUAUUUUGUGCCACUAUACUUACUCGUGUAAUACCCAUGUAACAGUCAUUAAAUUGGGAAAACUUGGAAGUGUUUUGUGGCUUUUAAAUUCAUCCCUGUUUGGAGCCAUAGGAAUGAAUGGGGCUAGGCUAAAUGCUAACACAUUCACAAAGUGCACGCAUUGAAAAAAGAUGGGUAUGUAUUCAUUUGUCUAAGUUGAGGUAAGAACGUAAUAAAAUAUUAAAAACGGUGGUGUUUUCCUUUAAGUACUCUGUGUAUGCAUUGUGAUGUCUUUUUCAUGACAGUUAAACAUAUUUCUUCAUAUUGUAGCUUAAAUUUGUGUGAUAAUUGUAGUUAAAAUCAAAUUGCUUUAUUAUCAUGAAAAAAUGUCACAAUGUAAUAAACCUGAAUGGUUCUUACUGCAAAUAACCUUCUUUGUCUUAAUUCAAAAAAUGUUCCCAUAUUUAUCUCUCUUGAUUUUGUGGUGAAAUAUGACAUUUUCAUGGUUUUCGUUAUAUUUACACAUAUGCUGCAACAUGAGAUCUUUAUCAGAGAUGUAUCACUUUCCUUGUUAGAAAAAAACUUGAACCCUUUAGUUGCAGACUUGUCUAAAAUGGUCGGAUGAUAUAGAGUGCUGAAGAGAUUACUUAUUUUUGCUGGCAAAUCCUGGAAGUUAGCGGGACACUGGUUCCCUCCCAAAACAGCCCAUUGAUUUUUCCCAUAGACUUUUGGAUUAUUGCAAAAAAUAAGUGUUUAACAAAAGUUUGACACUUACACGUUUCGUCAAAUAAGAUAAUCUUCACAGAUGAAUACAAAUUUUAUUAAUUUUUAAGUGUAAAUACAUUUACUACAAAUAUAAAAAGCUAAAUUUUGACUUCAUAAUUCAUAAAAGUUUUGUUCAUCUGUGAAGACUAACAAACUGUGUCAUAAUUUUUUUUGCAUUUAUCCAAAAGUCUAUGGGAAUAAUGAAUGGCCUUUUUUGCGAGUGAACCAGUGUCCCGCUAACUUCCGGGUUAUCCUACAAAAAUAAGUCAUCCCUGUGGCACUAUGAGCGCCCGCUGGUAGCUGUUGCUGGAAAUUGAGAACAUUGUCAAUCAAACAUUUUAUAUCAUUUCAGUGUUAUAACUUUGCUAGAUGUGGGCUUUACACAAUUGUCAUUUAUUAAUUUACGUCAAAAUAAUAUGAUAUGAAACAGAAAACUGUUUUGGUUGAUCAUUUUCAAGGCACCACCUUUCACAAACACCCACGAUAUUGAAUGUAAUUCAUAAUGUAACUCUGAUUGUAAUACAUGCAAUGCAGAACUUUGGCCGAAAUCUCAUAAAAGCUUGUUCUGCAGGAAGUUUACAGUAGUAUUUAAAGUCACAGGGGUUUGAUAUUUAUACCUCAGUCUCAACAUAUCUCAUUUGGUGAGUAGCAAUCCAACAAAGUAAUACUGUAUCUGUAAUCUAGAUUUCAAUGGUUGGCAUAUAUAACAGCAGCCAAUUGCGAUCAUCUUAUAUGCCUCAUUACUGGCCUACAGCAUUAAGAAUUCUGAGAAUUAAAACUUGCAUAUAAGUGCAUGUUUAUAUUUUAAAGCUUUGGGUAUAGCAUGGACCUUCAACAGGCUGGGUACCUAUCGUCGCUCAGAGUCUGUAUAAUUAAACAGUCCAACUUGACGUAUUUAAGUCCAGCCCAAGUAAUAAAACUUGGAGCCCUUGGUGGGGAUUUAAUUUGAAUUGUCAAUCAAUUGCCAGACUAACAAUUGGAAAUAAAGUUUGGAAUAAAAUAAAAGUUUCCACUGUCUUCUGUACUUUAUGGGAUGGGUUUUGUGGUGAUGCAAGGUUUUGGGAUACAAAUUCUAAUGGUUUUUAUUGCAAAUACCAUUAUGAAUCAUCAGCCAUUUCAGGUAGUGUGUUCCUUAUUGGUUUCCAUUCAUUAUAUAUCUCCCACCAAUAGAGCCUAAGACAUUACCAGUACAGACCAUUAUAGUUUCCAUGAAAACCAAUGCAAU